Molecule: messenger RNA, 477 nt
Organism: Staurois parvus
Lineage: Eukaryota; Metazoa; Chordata; Amphibia; Anura; Ranidae
Source: the annotation of a GenBank genome assembly
UGGGCCAGCCCUCCAAAUAAUUGGAUUCAGGUGUUCCAAUCCCCUCCAUGGCCACAGGUGUAUACAAUCAAGCACCUAGGCAUGCAGACUGCUUCUACAAACAUUUGUGAAAGAAUGGGUCGCUCUCAGGAGCUCAGUGACUCCAAGCGUGGUACUGUGAUAGGUUGUCACCUGUGCAAUAAGUCCAUCCAUGACAUUUCCUGGCUACUAAAUAUUCCACAGUCAACUGCUAGUGGUAUUAUAACAACGUGGAAGCAACUGGGAACAACAGCAAACUCAGCCACCAAGUGGCAGGCCAUGUAAAAUGACAGAGAGGGGUCAGCACAUGCUGAAGUAGGACCUUGACAAGAAGUCACCAAUUGUCUCCAGAGUCAAUAGCUAAAGACCUCCAAACUUCAUGUGGCGUUCAGAUUAGCACAACAACAGUGCAUAGAGAGCUUCAUGGAAUGGGUUUCCAUGGCAGCUGCAUCCAAGCCU